GCGCCCCCUGUCAGAGGCAGCCAUUGUUCAGCCGGUCGCGCCCGCCUCACUGGGGCUGGGUUCUCCAUCCCCUCCCCGAGUCCUGUUUCCUACUUUAGGCUGGGAGAGGGGGCCGGUCCCGGGUUCUGGACCCCUGGGUCCCCGGGUGCAGGUCACCAUGAGUAAACGGAAGGCGCCGCAGGAGACUCUCAACGGGGGAAUCACCGACAUGCUCAUGGAACUCGCAAACUUUGAGAAGAACGUGAGCCAGGCUAUCCACAAGUACAAUGCAUACAGAAAAGCAGCAUCUGUUAUAGCAAAGUACCCACACAAAAUCAAGAGUGGAGCAGAAGCUAAGAAAUUGCCAGGAGUAGGAACAAAAAUUGCUGAAAAGAUUGAUGAGUUUUUAGCAACUGGAAAAUUGCGUAAACUGGAAAAGAUUCGGCAGGAUGAUACGAGUUCCUCCAUCAAUUUCCUGACUCGAGUUAGUGGCAUUGGUCCAUCUGCUGCAAGGAAGUUUGUGGAUGAAGGAAUUAAAACAUUAGAUGAUCUCAGGAAAAAUGAAGAUAAAUUGAACCAUCAUCAACGAAUUGGGCUGAAAUAUUUUGAGGACUUUGAAAAAAGAAUCCCUCGUGACGAGAUGUUACAGAUGCAAGAUAUUGUACUAAAUGAAGUUAAAAAAGUGGAUUUCGAAUAUAUUGCUACGGUCUGUGGCAGUUUCAGGAGAGGUGCAGAGUCCAGUGGUGACAUGGAUGUUCUUCUGACCCACCCGAACUUCACCUCAGAGUCAACCAAACAGCCAAAGUUGUUACAUCGAGUUGUGGAGCAGCUACAAAAGGUGCAUUUUAUUACAGAUACUCUGUCAAAAGGUGAAACAAAGUUCAUGGGUGUUUGCCAGCUUCCCAGUAAAAAUGAUGAAAAGGAAUAUCCACACAGAAGAAUUGAUAUCAGGUUGAUACCCAAAGACCAAUACUAUUGUGGUGUUCUGUACUUCACCGGCAGUGACAUUUUCAAUAAGAAUAUGAGGGCUCAUGCCCUAGAAAAGGGCUUCACCAUCAAUGAAUACACCAUCCGUCCCUUGGGAGUUACUGGAGUUGCUGGAGAACCCCUGCCAGUGGACAGUGAGAAAGAUAUCUUUGACUACAUCCAAUGGAAAUACCGAGAACCCAAGGAUCGAAGUGAAUGAAGCCUGUUCUUCCUUCCAGGCACAGCCCAGUAGGAGUCUUAAUUUAUUUCUUAAUCUUUGCUGUUAAAAUGUCUUUGGUGUUUUUAAAUGAUUGCUUCUUCUCCAUGCGUAGCUUGCACUAGAGUCAAUAAAACCUCUUGCACUAUUA
Molecule: messenger RNA, 1313 nt
Organism: Castor canadensis (American beaver)
Lineage: Eukaryota; Metazoa; Chordata; Mammalia; Rodentia; Castoridae
Gene: Polb
Product: DNA polymerase beta
Biological process (GO): double-strand break repair via nonhomologous end joining; base-excision repair
Cellular component (GO): nucleus
Molecular function (GO): DNA-directed DNA polymerase activity; DNA binding
Source: RefSeq, a predicted model, not a curated record